AUGAGCAACCUCCUUCUGAGAAAUCUGAAGAGCGUGCUGGUGUCGGCCGGGCAGGCAGAGCGGAGCAGAAGUGCGGCUCCAACUGACGGCGAAGCUAUAGUGAGGAAAACCGUUUCUUUCCCUUUUCAUAUCCCGUACCUAAUCAGACUGGAAGUCCUUGGAGGCAGGCUAAACCGAGAGCAAAGGGGCUGUCGGCCGUGGAUUGCCUUUGCCCAGCUGCACACUGGUGGGGCGCAGGAGGACGCUGACCCACCGCUGAAGGGGCUGUGGGGCAGAAGGGAAAGCAGGCGUGGGGCUGUAGGGUUGCUUGGUGAUGAAGGGGGCCCGGACUCGAACUGGGAGCCAGACUGGGAUGGACUGGCGGAGGUGGAAGAGGACUGGGAAGAUGAUUCUGGAGAGUUUUUGAGAGUGGACCAAGACAAAGACAGAGAAUGCAGCCUGGACUGUGCAGGUUCCCCUCAGAAAUCACUCUGUGCAUCUGAUGGAAGAACUUUUCUGUCCCGGUGUGAAUUUCAACGAGCAAAAUGCAAAGACCCUCAGCUGGAAAUAGCCUACCGGGGCAACUGCAAAGAUGUUUCCAGAUGUGUGGCUGAGAGGAAGUACACCCAGGAACAAGCUCGCAAGGAAUUUCAACAAGUGUUUAUUCCAGAAUGCAAUGACGAUGGCACAUAUAGUCAGGUUCAGUGCCACAGUUACACUGGAUACUGCUGGUGUGUCACUCCCAACGGUCGUCCUAUCAGCGGUACCGCUGUGGCCCACAAAACUCCCCGGUGCCCAGGUUCAGUCAGUGAGAAGCUGCCACAACGAGAAGGUGCAGGAAAAACAGAUGAUGCCUCAGCUCCCGCGCUGGAGACACAGCCUCAAGGUGAUGAAGAAGAUAUAGCUUCUCGUUAUCCUACCUUAUGGACUGAGCAAGUAAAGAGUAGACAAAAUAAAACCAAUAAAAGCUCAGCAUCGUCAUGUGAUCAAGAACUUCAGUCAGCCCUGGAGGAAGCUAAACAGCCCCAGAAAGACAAUGUGUUCAUUCCAGAGUGUGCUCAGGGUGGCCUCUACAAGCCAGUGCAGUGCCAUCCUUCCACAGGCUACUGCUGGUGUGUUCUGGUGGAUACAGGACGUCCCAUCCCUGGUACAUCAACCAGGUAUGAACAACCUAAGUGUGAUAACGGUGCCAGAGCCCACCCAACCAAAACAAAGGACUUGUACAAAGGACGCCAGCUUCAAGGUUGUCCUGGGGCCAAGAAGAAUGAGUUCCUGACUAGUGUUUUGGAUGCAUUGUCCACGGAUAUGGUGCACGCAGUCUCUGAUCCAUCAUUGUCUUCUAGCCGGGUUUCAGAGCCUGAUCCAAAUCAUACUCUAGAAGAGAGAGUGGUCCACUGGUAUUUCAAACAGCUAGAUAAAAAUUCCAGUGGUGACAUUGGCAAGAAAGAAAUCAAGCCAUUUAAGAGAUUCCUAAGAAAGAAAUCAAAACCCAAAAAAUGUGUGAAGAAGUUUGUGGAAUACUGUGAUGUGAACAACGAUAAGUCCUUGUCAGUUCAAGAAUUAAUGGGCUGCUUGGGAGUGACAAAAGAAGAAGGUAAAGCAGAAACAAAGAAACGCCAUACGGCUCCUAAAACCAACACUGAGAGCACUUCAUCCAGCAGGCAGCAAGUUUCUAAGAAGCAAGGGUGAACAGCUUACUGAUCCAAGGCAGAUCUCUUUGACAUGUGGGAGAUUUCCUCACCAAAAGGCAAUAAAAACAACUGUAGUAUUUGCACUUUGUACUUAAAAAUGUAAAUUCACUUUGUAGAAAUGAAAUAUUUAAACAGACUUUUUUUUAAUCUGUGAAAAUGUAAUGGCUAGUUUUGAAAAAUUAUCACAUACAAUGUAUGUGUAUUCUUUUGUUGUCUGAAAUAUGUAAAAC
This is a messenger RNA of Haliaeetus leucocephalus (bald eagle), 1900 nucleotides long. RefSeq names its product SPARC related modular calcium binding 2 (gene SMOC2). The coding region runs from base 1 to 1668 and encodes 555 amino acids. Gene Ontology annotation, biological process: extracellular matrix organization. Gene Ontology annotation, cellular component: basement membrane. The record is from RefSeq and is a predicted model, not a curated record. Lineage: Eukaryota; Metazoa; Chordata; Aves; Accipitriformes; Accipitridae. The transcript is spliced from 15 exons. Gene Ontology annotation, molecular function: extracellular matrix binding; calcium ion binding; protein binding.